Phlebotomus papatasi is the source of this 976-nucleotide messenger RNA. It is a transcript of the gene PI31, whose product is annotated as proteasome inhibitor PI31 subunit. The coding region runs from base 97 to 927 and encodes 276 amino acids. Gene Ontology annotation, molecular function: proteasome binding; endopeptidase inhibitor activity. NCBI's taxonomy places the organism in Eukaryota, Metazoa, Arthropoda, Insecta, Diptera, Psychodidae. The transcript has 2 exons. Gene Ontology annotation, biological process: proteasome-mediated ubiquitin-dependent protein catabolic process. The record is from RefSeq and is a predicted model, not a curated record.
CUAAAAACGUCAACAAACAAACAAAAAUAGCAAGUCAGAGGAAGUCGGAGGUGUUUAAAUUUGGCUGAUUUUCCUCAAAAUUCUCAGUGAUUCGCGAUGGAGAGUGACUAUUUUGGCUGGAAUUUGCUCCUACGAACAAUUGCCAAUGACAUCCGCAGUGAUUUUGAUGUCCUUGUUGCUGUAAUUCACUGGCAAAUGAGCCGCAAUGGAUACUCCUGUUUGGGCAUUGGGGAUGAUAAGACUGUGGCAGAUACAGAUAGAGGGACAGAACUGCUUCCGGAGGACUGGAACAAUCAGGGAGAUGUGUAUAAAUUGAGGUACUUACGCGGGAGGGAAUUAUACAUUCUCACAGCUCUGCAGACACAGGAAAUGGCAUUGUUUAAUUUGCUGAAUGUUCAGAAUCAGGAAGUUACCAAUGUCCAGUUGAAUGUGGCGGAGACGGUGAAGGGGAGGACGGGGAAUCUCACGGAAGUUGUCAAUGAUACGCCGAAAGUGCUCAAGAAGGUUGAAGAGGAACUUUUGACUGCAAAGGCUGAACAGGAGAAGAGGAGGGAGGAAGAACGUCGGAGGGAGAGAGAACAGAGUCCACCAAGGAGGAAUCCUCUGUUGGUGGACAGGGGAAUUGGGAUUAACAUGAGAAUUCCUGAUCCUUUCAACGUUGGACGCGGAGAUUUGGAUCCACUUGGACGAUUGGGCGGUGGGAUGCUGUUUCCCGGUCCUGGGCAAGGGCAUUUCCCACGUCCAGGAGGUUUCAGAGAUCCUGGAUUUGGAAUUCCAGGUGGGUUGCCCCCGGGAGCAGUUCCACCAGGAGCGAGAUUUGAUCCAUUUGGACCUCUUCCAUCCAAUCCUCCGGGUCGUGGACGUCCCAGGAACAAUCCAGACAAUGACCAUCUUCCUCCUCCCGGCUACGAUGACAUGUUCAUGUAAUUUUUUUUUGUACUUUAUUCAGAAAUAAAAGAACUUUUUGAGAUAUUCA